AUGUCGGACCUCGCUUCCACCUGCAAGGAUAAACUUGCGUAUUUUAGAAUAAAGGAGCUCAAGGAUAUCUUAAAUCAGCUGGGGUUACCGAAGCAAGGAAAGAAGCAGGACCUUGUUGACAGGGUAUUGGCAAUAUUAUCAGACGAGCAAGGUCAACGCCAUCAUGGAUGGGGAAGGAGAAAUGCUCCUACAAGGGAGGCGGUGGCAAAAGUUGUUGAUGACACAUACAGGAAAAUGCAAGGAUGUGCUCCUGACCUUCCCUCCAGGAGCCACAGUGGAUCAGAUUUCAAUCAUUUCAGGCCCAAAGAGGAAUCUUCUGACUUCUACCAUGUAGAGGCUAAGGUCCGCUGCCUUUGCAAUAGCACAAUGCUAAAUGACAAUAUGAUCAAGUGCGAAGAUGGCAAAUGCCAGGUUUGGCAGCAUAUUACCUGCGUACUCAUUCCAGAUAAGCCCACGGAGGGUGCUGGCCCUGAUAUUCCACCUCAUUUUUAUUGUGAAUUGUGCCGACUGAGCCGGGCAGACCCGUUUUGGGUGACUACAGGAAAUCCAUUACUACCUGUGAAAUUUAUGUCAUCUGGUGUUGGAAAUGAUGGAGCAAGUGUACCUCAAAUUGUGGAGAAGACCUUCCAACUUUCCCGAGCAGAUAGAGAAACAGUCCAGAGACCAGAAUGUGAUCUCCAGGUUUGGUGCAUUCUUAUAAAUGACAAAGUCCAGUUCAGGAUGCAAUGGCCUCAAUAUGCAGAAUUGCAAGUGAAUGGUAUUCCUGUACGAGUAAUGACCAGGCCCGGUUCUCAGUUACUAGGGAUAAAUGGACGGGAUGAUGGACCACUGGUAACCACAUGCAGUAGAGAAGGGAUCAAUAAAAUUAGCUUAUCAAGAGUUGAUGCCCGAACCUUUUGCUUUGGAGUUCGAAUUGUUAGGAGGAGGACUGUUCCUCAGGUAUUAAACUUGAUCCCAAAGGAAGGUGAAGGGGAGUCUUUUGAGGAUGCUCUUGCUCGUGUCCGUCGCUGUCUUGGAGGUGGAGGUGCUACAGACAAUGCUGAUAGUGAUAGCGAUCUGGAAGUGGUUACUGAAUCUGUUACAGUCAACCUUCGUUGCCCUAAUAGUGGAUCCAGAAUGAGGAUUGCUGGAAGGUUCAAGCCUUGUGUUCACAUGGGCUGUUUUGAUCUUGAAACUUUUGUGGAAUUGAAUCAACGCUCACGCAAGUGGCAAUGCCCAAUAUGUUUAAAGAAUUACUCUCUCGAGAACUUGAUGAUCGAUGCUUAUUUCAAUCGGAUUACUUCUUUGUUGCACAAUUGCAGUGAAGAUGUUAAUGAGCUUGAUGUUAAACCAGAUGGGUCAUGGCGUGUGAAGGGUGAUGCCGCUACCAGAGAUCUAUCUCAGUGGCAUAUGCCUGAUGGUACUCUUUGUGACUCAAAGGAAGAUACAAACCCUGGUGUCACAAGUGUUAAUGAGUUCAAGAGAGAGGGUACUUCUGAUGGACAUAGAACUUUGAAAAUUAAAAAAAAACCUAAUGGAUCAUGGCAGGUUAGCAGUAAAGCAGAUGAUAAAAAACCUGUGGUUAGACAUCACAUCCAAAACAUCAAUGGGUUCUCAACACCAAACAUGCCUAUUAUCAGUAGCCCCACUGGGAGUUACCGAGAUGGCGAAGAUGCAAGUGUGAACCAAGAAGGGGGUGGUAUUCAAUUUGAUAUAGCAUUGAACCAAGAGUUUGACAGUUUUGCACAUAAUUUUGGUCAGACAGACAAUACAGAGGAUAGACAACAACAGCCACAACAUAAUGCUGCUGAUGUCAUUGUUCUUAGUGAUUCUGAUGAAGAAAAUGACCCGAUUGUUCGCCCGCCACCUGUCUAUGCAAAUACUCCUACAAAUGGUGACAGUUUUCAUUUCGUCACUGAUGCUCCUGUAACUGGAUAUCCUGAAAGGUACCAGGAGGAUGCUAUUGCUGGCGUUGGUACAAGUGGCCUUGGUUUAUUGAGCAACAAUACUGGUGAUUUUGAAAUAAAUAACUGGCAAAUGCAUUCUUAUCCACAACCAGAGCAAGGGUUCCAGUUUUUUGGGACUGAUACUGAUGUUGGCAAUCCUUUUGUUGGUCCACAUAAUUCCUUUAAUAUUGCACCAGAAGACUACUCGCUUGACUGUAAUGUUGGCAUAGAGGAUCCCUCUGCAGCUCACGAUGUUUCAAUUUGCCGAAACAGUAAUGAUGUGCAUGGAAGCUUGGUUGAUAACCCAUUGGCUUUAGUAGGCGACGAUCCAUCUUUGCAAAUUUUUCUUCCAAGUCAACCUUCCACUGUUCCCCUUCAGGAAGAACUAAGUGAGCAUGUUAAUACUCCAAAUGGAGUCCACCCUGAUGAUUGGAGGAUAUCUCUUACGCUUGCGGCCGGUGGAGGGGGUAAUGAAGAGUCUACAAGUGUUGAUGGUCUAAAAUCACAGCCAAAAGUUCCAUCGAAAGAGGCAGGAGUCGAACCUUUACUUGAUGCUGCUUCUGCUCUCCCAAGCAUGAACAGAUGUAAUGGAUCUAAUCUAAAUCCAAGAAGGAUUGAAAAUAUAUUUUCUCAUCCUCGCCAACCGCGGUCUGUUAGGCCUCGUCUGUGUUGGUACAGGACAUUUUCUAACUGGGAGUGGUUUAAUGUGGCUAGUGGAGCAGGCUGUACAUUUUCCCUGACAUUUACUGGGUAUAAGGAAUAG
Miscanthus lutarioriparius is the source of this 2688-nucleotide messenger RNA. The record is from the annotation of a GenBank genome assembly. Lineage: Eukaryota; Viridiplantae; Streptophyta; Magnoliopsida; Poales; Poaceae.